Molecule: messenger RNA, 2176 nt
Organism: Juglans microcarpa x Juglans regia
Lineage: Eukaryota; Viridiplantae; Streptophyta; Magnoliopsida; Fagales; Juglandaceae
Product: protein CHROMATIN REMODELING 35-like
Biological process (GO): gene silencing by siRNA-directed DNA methylation
Molecular function (GO): ATP-dependent chromatin remodeler activity; ATP binding
Source: RefSeq, a predicted model, not a curated record
AAAAGAGUACCCGGACUUACAUGCCUGAUUCUCGGAAUGCCAAAGACAGAGACUCAACUGAGAUAUUUGGAGUUAAAUAUUCCGAAGAUGAUACGAUGGCAACUGAAAUAUCUGCCCAUCCAAGGCAUACAAAGCAAAUGAAACCUCAUCAAGUGGAGGGUUUCAAUUUUCUUGUUAGCAACUUGGUGGGUGAUAGUCAUGGGGGCUGCAUCUUGGCCCAUGCUCCUGGAUCUGGAAAGACAUUCAUGAUAAUCAGUUUUAUGCAAAGUUUCCUGGGAAAGUAUCCACACGCUAGACCACUUAUUGUACUCCCUAAAGGAAUACUGGCUACUUGGAAAAAGGAGUUCCAGACGUGGCAAGUGGAGGACAUUCCACUGUAUGAUUUUUACACCGUCAAGGCAGAUAAUCGAUCUCAGCAGCUAGAGGUGUUGAAGCAGUGGGUGGAGCAUAAGAGUGUCCUUUUCUUAGGGUACAAACAAUUCUCAACAAUUGUUUGUGACAAUGGAACCAGCAAUACCUCUGCUUCAUGUAAAGAGAUACUUCUCAAGGCUCCUUCAAUUCUUGUUCUGGAUGAAGGGCUCACUCCACGAAACGAGGACACAAAUGUGUUACAGUCCCUUGCGAAGGUGCAAACGCCUAGAAAAGUUGUACUUUCAGGAACCCUCUACCAAAAUCAUGUCAAAGAGGUGUUCAAUAUUUUGAAUCUGGUCCGACCAAAGUUUUUACCGUUGGAAACCUCUCGAGCUGUUGUCAAGCGCAUUAUGAGUAGAGUAGAUAUACCUGGUUCAAGAAGGCAGUUUAAAGCAGGUGCUGAUGCAGCUUUCUAUGACUUGGUUGAACACACAUUACAGAGAGACAAGGAUUUUAGGAGGAAAGUGGGUGUCAUACAAGAUUUGCGUGAGAUGACCGGCAAGGUACUUCACUAUUAUAAAGGGGACUUCUUAGAUGAGCUUCCUGGUCUUGUUGAUUUCACCGUGGUGCUGAAUUUAAGUUCCAGACAGAGGCAUGAAGUUUCAAAAUUAAAAAAGUUGGUGAGGAAAUUCAAGAUAAGUUCCGUUGGGAGUGCCGUCUAUCUUCACCCAAAAUUGAAUUCUUUCUCUGAGAAUCAUGCAAUUGCUGAUCAUUUGGUGGAUGAGUUGUUAGAGAAAAUAGAUGUGAAAGAUGGAGUGAAGGCGAAAUUCUUUCUUAAUAUGCUUAGCCUAUGUGAGUCAGCCGGAGAGAAGCUGCUGGUUUUCUGUCAGUACCUCCUACCCUUGAAAUUUCUAGAGCGAUUAGUAGUGAAGAUGAAGGGUUGGAGUCCUGGAAGAGAAAUCUUUGUGAUUUCAGGUGAAUCAAGUUCUGACCAUCGUGAAAGGUCCAUGGACCGCUUCAACAAUUCUUCUGAUGCCAAAGUCUUCUUUGGCUCCAUCAAGGCAUGUGGGGAGGGUAUAUCUUUGGUUGGGGCAUCCCGCAUAAUAAUUAUGGAUGUACAUCUUAAUCCGUCAGUGACCCGGCAAGCAAUAGGUCGUGCAUUUCGACCAGGCAAAAGAAGAGUGUUUGCAUAUCGAUUGGUAGCUGCUGAUUCUCCCGAAGAGGAAGAUCACGGCACUUGCUUCAAGAAGGAGUUAAUUUCAAAGAUGUGGUUUGAAUGGAAUGAAUAUUGUGGUUAUCGGUAUUUCGAAGUGGAGACUGUUGACGGAAAGAUUGUGAUGAUCUCUUCUUGGAAAGUUCAUUCUUAAGAGAAGACAUAAAGGCUCUGUACAGAAGGUAGUUCCUAGCAUCAUGCUAGGUCUCAGCACUGGAGUAGGCUUGAAUUUCUGACUUCUAUCUGGCCAAGUUAGAAUCUUCACCUGUUCAAACUUCAGUUUUAUAUGUAGAGGCGUGGUUCAAUCAGCAACAAUCUUGAAUCCAUUCUGGAGCCUGGGAUUACGUUCAUUGGAGCCUGCUUUUCCCGACUUCAAUUCCUCAGGGGAAAAACGUUUCUGUAUAGCAUGCCUUAAAUGAAGCCUGGGAUUACGUUCAAGCUGAUGCUUAAUAUUGAGUGACGAUUUCCUGUCAAUUGUGUGGUUUCUCACUAGCCAUUAAGACCAUUCCGCUUGUAGUGGUCAGAGUGACGUAAACACUAAUUUCUGUACGUGGAUGAAACGAUUUUUUUCCCUAAUUUUCAGAAGCCUGAUAGCGGUUUUUAGUUUUGCCA